AUGGGCAGCAAGGGGCAGGAGUCGAGCGUCCAGGGGCAAAGGAGCGCGGACGCACACCUGGGACUCGUCCUGCUGCCGGAGGCCCCGGGCGCGGGCUUUGGCCGACGCGCGCAAGUCCUUCCGCCCGAGCCUCUGCGUCUCACCCCGCGGACGCGCCCACCCGCCGGGCGUCGGCGGGAGCCCUCACGCCGUCCUCACCUGCAGGAUGGCCCCGUACAGCCGCAGCAGCACCUCCCGGGGCUCCUCGCCUGCGCUGGGCAGGUGGUCCGGCAGCGCGCAGCGGAAGAGCAGGUUGCUGAGGCCCCCGCUGCGGACCACACCGGCUCCUCCGGCCGCACCCGGCGCCAGGCCCCGCCCAGGUACUCCCGGCACCACUGGAGCGGGGGCUUCCCCGGGACGCACGUCGGGGAGGUGGGGCUGCGGAGCCGGGCCCAGGAGCCGCCGUCCUUGCGCUCUGACCCAGGUCUCCUCUCCAGGCCUCCUCAGGACAUAAGCCUGGAAGAGUUUGACGACGAAGACCUGUCUGAGAUCACCGACGACUGCGGCCUGGGCCUCAGCUAUGACUCGGACCACUGCGAGAAGGACAGCCUCUCCCUGGGGCGUUCGGAGCAGCCGCACCCCAUCUGCUCCUUCCAAGAUGACUUCCAGGAGUUUGAGAUGAUCGACGACAACGAGGAGGAGGAAGAGGAGGAGGAGGAGGAGGAGGAGGAGGAGGGAGGGGAGCGGGGGAGGCCGGGCUCAGGAGCCCCCACUCCGGAGCCGCUGACCUGCUCCCCCUCCCUGGAGGAGCCCCGCAAGCACCGCCCCACCACGCUGCACCUGACCGCACUGGGAGCCCAGGCGCCGCUGGACGCCUCGCUGGUGUACGACGCGGUCAAGUACACGCUGGUGGUCGACGAGCACACGCAGCUGGAGCUGGUGAGCCUGCGGCGCUGCGCCGGCCUGGGCGGGGAGGACAGUGGCGAGGAGGACGGCUCCCCGGGCCCCGAGGGCGCCUCCCCGGACAGCCCCGACCUCACCUUCUCCAAGAAGUUCCUCAACGUCUUCGUCAACAGCACGCCUCGGUCCUCCAGCACGGAGUCCUUUGGCCUUUUUUCCUGUCUGGUCAACGGGGAGGAGAGAGAGCAGACCCAUCGGGCCGUCUUCAGAUUUAUCCCUCGCCACCCUGACGAGCUAGAGCUGGAUGUGGACGACCCGGUGCUGGUGGAGGCCGAGGAGGACGACUUCUGGUUCCGCGGCUUCAACAUGCGCACCGGGGAGCGUGGGGUCUUCCCUGCCUUCUAUGCCCACGCAGUGCCUGGCCCUGCCAAGGACCUGCUGGGGAGCAAACGGAGCCCCUGCUGGGUGGAGCGCUUCGAUGUGCAGUUCCUGGGCUCUGUGGAGGUUCCCUGUCACCAGGGCAAUGGCAUCCUGUGUGCAGCCAUGCAGAAGAUCGCCACGGCCCGGAAACUGACGGUCCACCUGCGUCCCCCUGCCUCCUGUGACCUUGAGAUUUCUCUUCGGGGGGUCAAGCUGAGUCUGAGCGGUGGACCUGAGUUCCAGCACUGCAGCCACUUCUUCCAGAUGAAGAACAUCUCUUUCUGCGGCUGCCACCCUCGCAACAGCUGCUAUUUCGGCUUCAUCACAAAACACCCUCUGCUGAGCCGCUUUGCCUGCCACGUCUUUGUCUCCCAGGAGUCGAUGAGGCCUGUGGCCCAGAGUGUGGGCCGCGCCUUCCUGGAGUACUACCAGGAGCACUUGGAGUAUGCCUGCCCCACAGAGGACAUCUACCUGGAGUAGCCGCCCACCACACUCCCGCUCCAGGUGCAGCUGGGGCUGGGGUAUCCCAGAGGCCACGCGGCUUUGUCAAGGACUGGAUUGGGGGCACGUGGGACCUGCUGUCCAGGGAGUCUUGGGGGCUCUCCUUGCUCAGCAGGGGCUGCGGGAAGGAGAGCCAUGUCCCCCCCCCUCGUUUUCCGUCUGAUCUUCUUUCUCUCUGUGUGCCUCCUCUUCUCUGUCUGUCUCUGCCCCCUGUGCCUGCAAACUCUGCCCUCUGCUCUUUUCUCUGGGGUCAGAGCUGGGAGGGGUGUGGAGGAAGGUGAGGCUCUAGGUGACGGGUGAUAUCAGGCUCCCAGGUGGCCCCUCCUACCCCUCCCCAGUGAUUUAAAAGGAAUUUUAAUUUUUAUAGUGAAUCUCAAGGGGUCACCCCAUCCUUGACCACAGGGACAAAGAGAGGGACUCCCACCCCACCCCACCCCACGCGGGGCUUGGGGGGACGCAGGGAGGUAUUUCCCCAGAAGGGCCUUAGGGACACUUGGUGUGGUUCUUGAGGCUCACCCCUAGCCCCAGACUUUGCUCGGAGAAGGGUGCCCUGCCCCAUGCCCCGCCACACCAGCGUCUGCUUUGCCACUGCAAACUCCCCGCCAUCCAGCACCUCAAUAAACUCUCUGCUUGGUGUGA
Messenger RNA from Miniopterus natalensis, 2439 nucleotides. The record is from RefSeq and is a predicted model, not a curated record. Lineage: Eukaryota; Metazoa; Chordata; Mammalia; Chiroptera; Miniopteridae.